Molecule: messenger RNA, 892 nt
Organism: Nematolebias whitei (Rio pearlfish)
Lineage: Eukaryota; Metazoa; Chordata; Actinopteri; Cyprinodontiformes; Rivulidae
Gene: zdhhc12a
Product: zinc finger DHHC-type palmitoyltransferase 12a
Exons: 5
Coding region: 80-883 (267 amino acids)
Biological process (GO): protein targeting to membrane; peptidyl-L-cysteine S-palmitoylation
Cellular component (GO): Golgi apparatus; endoplasmic reticulum
Molecular function (GO): protein-cysteine S-palmitoyltransferase activity
Source: RefSeq, a predicted model, not a curated record
UAUUAUAUCGGAUUUAUAACAUGGUUUUAAUAUUUAUUUGAUUUUUUCUUACUUUAAGUGACGUUGCCGUGUUAGUAAGAUGGUGCAGAACGUGUUCCGGUCGGGGUUUCUGGUCCGGAGCGCUCACACUUUGUUAACCUGGGUCGUAACUGUUAUUCUGUUCCUGCACAACACCGAUUUACGUAGAUGUGAGGAGCGAGGAGAGCUGCUGCUGCCGGCUCUCUUCUUUCUGCUCGUCCUGCUGUCAGUGCUGUUAUACUUCGCAGUCUCUUUAAUGGAUCCUGGAUUUGUUCUCACGGACACUGUGGGGGGGGGUCAAGGUUCGGAUGAAGAAAUGGAGGUGAUGAUUUCUGAGUCAUCGACCCCUCGGCUGCGGCGCUGUGGAUACUGUCUGCUGAAGCAGCCAAUGAGGGCGAAGCACUGCCAAGCGUGUAAACGCUGCGUACACCGCUUCGAUCACCACUGUCCCUGGAUCGAGAACUGCGUCGGGGAGAGGAACCACCGCUGGUUCGUGGUCUACCUGCUGGUGCAGCUGCUGGCCCUGCUGUGGGCUCUUCACAUCGCUCUGUCAGGGUUUUCUCCGAGCGCUUCGUGGGAUCUUUGGUUCAGAGCAAACGGGUUUCUUCUGGCGGCGCUGGGCGUCGUCGGGGUUUUCUCCGUGGUCGUGCUGCUUCUGCUGGGCUGCCACCUCUACCUGAUCUCCAUCAACUGCACCACCUGGGAGUUCAUGUCCCGUCACAGGAUCUCGUACCUGAAGAACUGCGGGGUGGAAGAGAACCCGUUCGACCGCGGCCUUUUCUGCAACCUGUGGGAUUUCUUUUGUAUUUGCAGGACGGUGAUGUGGGAGCAGGUCUACCUGAAAAAUGCUCCAAAUUCUGUCUGAAUUGAGACC